Messenger RNA from Penaeus indicus, 931 nucleotides. RefSeq lists its product as uncharacterized. The transcript has 2 exons. The record is from RefSeq and is a predicted model, not a curated record. The coding region runs from base 47 to 598 and encodes 183 amino acids. NCBI's taxonomy places the organism in Eukaryota, Metazoa, Arthropoda, Malacostraca, Decapoda, Penaeidae.
AGCAGAACAUUGUCUCGUAUCUUUUAAGAGGUUUAAUAUCUACAAGAUGAAUAGCGCCCUAAUCCUCCUGGUGGCCGUUGGCCUUUCGUGCCUGAUGGCAGCCCAAGCAGCAUCCUCAUUCGGCGUUCUGGCUGGCCUAGGAGCCUUGACGAGCGCUAUAAGCAAGCGCAGAUAUCAUGGUGCUAGCCAUGGACGCGGCCAUGGCCAUGGGUACAGAGCCCCUAAAAGAAAGUACCGUCUCCGUUAUCGCCGGUCCGUUGCAGCAGCAGCUGAGGAAGAUGACGAUCUGAUUCUAUCGGCAGUAGGACAACUGGAUCCCAACACGUGCGUCCCCAAGAUGUUUUGCCUCGUGCAGGCGAAGGACGAAUCCGAUCGCACACUAAAAGAGAACAUGCUUGUGGAAGUCUUAACCGAUAAGACUAUGAAGGCAAACUCCUACAAUGCUGCAUUCGUCUACGCCAGAGACGUGGCCACCAACACCAAGGACUCCUCUGCGUGCAAUAAAGCUUUUCCCAAAUGCUCACUUGGUGAAGAGGAACUGAGUGAGCUGUUGAAUGUAGCAUGGGGCUGUGAUUGCAGCGCGGGAGGAAAAGAGUAAAGUUGGCAGCUACAAACUCCUUGAUGUUCCAGUUAGAAUUGUUAGCAUCUUCCUAUGGCUAUAACCACACAUUGGAGAAAAGGGGCCUAGUGUCUCUAAAGUCCAUUGGACAGUGAAAAUCAUAUGUUUACUGGUGAGUCAUAGUGGGAAGAGUUGGUAUGUCCAACUGGUGUACAUACAUUAUAUAGAUAUUCUAUGUAUUCUAUUAGUAGAUAAUAUUUAUCUGCUUCAUGCCUGCGGAUUUUAUUUUCUGUACCAAAUGUAUGGUUAUGACUAUGAUGCUUACCGUGAUGAAAGUCUGAUGAUUUUAGACAAAUAAAUCUGAAUAUAUGU